Molecule: messenger RNA, 1699 nt
Organism: Xyrichtys novacula (pearly razorfish)
Lineage: Eukaryota; Metazoa; Chordata; Actinopteri; Labriformes; Labridae
Source: the annotation of a GenBank genome assembly
GUUAAGAGGACCGUGUUGAUCCCCUUUCCAGACCUUUCAGAGACAGCCACACAGCAGCAGCACAAUAAUGAUGUCCCUGAUCCAGCUUCUGCUCACCCUGGGGCUCCUUGUUCAGGGUGAGACCAGGUUGACCACAAUGAAGUUCUGCUCUGAUGGAGAACAACUUGAAGAAGCAGCAUUGACCUUCUUCCAUCUUCUCUCUCCAUCUUAAAGAAAUGAGACUCUUGUGUUUGGAUGGUGUUCAUCUUUCUCUAAGCUGGAUUUGUCUCCAUAACCUUCUCCUCUUUUUCAUCUUUUCCAGCUUCAUCAGGACAAAUCCUCCUGACUCAGACUCCUGGGUCUCAGUCUGUGGUUCCAGGAGGGACCGUCUCCAUCAAAUGUCGGACCAGUUCAUAUGUUGGUAACAAUCUCCAAUGGUACCUUCAGAAACCUGGAGAAGCUCCUAAACUCCUGAUUUAUGCUGCUUUAAGCCGUCAGUCUGGAGUUCCAGCUCGUUUCAGUGGAUCUGGAUCUGGAUCAGACUUUACUCUGACCAUUAGUGGAGUCCAGGCUGAAGAUUCAGGAGUUUAUUACUGUCAGCAGGAUUACACCUCGUUCACACAGUGAAAAACCGUCGUACAAAAACCCCCUCAGUUAAAGAGGAACUGAUCUGACUGAACAUCUGCUUGUAGAGCACAGAUCACUGCUUUCAAAGCUCUGUGUCUCCAAUGAAGAUGAACUGAGAAGGUUAAACUUUGUAGAAAUCUUCAGGUCUAUUUUAAAUAUAUAACAUCUUUGUAUUUGUAGUUUAAAUGUGACUAAAAGCUGCAGUAAUUCCUUGAAUUCAUUGACAAAUAUCUGAGAGUCUCAAAAUCAGCCCAAAUCCUCCUCUGUCUUCUGUUCAUAAUCCAAUCAUUCAGAAUAAUUGUCCUUUUUUAAUCAGAUUUUCAUCCAAAUACUACCAUAUAAUAUGACACAUGAUGAAUAUUGUUUAUUGAUUGAAUCUUCUUUCAGAUCUAGAGAGAAAGGUCCAAAUAUUUCAAGUAUUUGACAUUUUACUUUGAAAAUCUUUUGUUUCAUUGCCUUGAUAAAGUCAUUAUUUCAGAUAAAUUUAAGUCAAAGAUGAAGAUUAAAAACAGAAAUAUGGAUCCAUAUGGUCCAACUGAAAUAUUAUUGUUUAUUAUUGUAAUACUAUUGUACAUGAUAGUGUUAUUCAGAGUCAUAAUUGGAUGAUAUUCUCUAAAUCUAAAACAGGAAUAUUUGUUGAAAGUGCAGUAGCAGUGAUUUGAUUUCUCUCUAUGCUGAUGAUAUCAGCUUUUAUCAUCAUCAUCAUCAUCAUCAUCAUCAUAUGUUUCAUCAGACAAUAACAGCUCCAUGAAAAGAGAUUUUUUACAAUCAGAACACUGACAAUAUAAGAGUCCUCGUCAUGGACGCCGCUCAAUACUCAAAGCUGAUUGGAUGAUUUUCAGUCUUUGUUUUCACCAGUUUUUCUCUCUCGUGUUUUUGGAGAAAUUUUCAGUUCAUAUUGAUUAUGAGUUGAACUUAAUGGACUGAGAAUAAAAAAACAUUUCAAAGUUUUCUUUCAGCUCAUAUUUUCUCAUCGACACUAAAUUCUUCUUUUUCUCAGCUCAUCCUAAAUGAGACAAACUCAGUUUUUCUUUGUUUGUUUCUGUCUGAAGGAGUCUGUAAAGACUUGAAACAUUAAAGAUGAAAAAUGAGA